UCCACCCGAGGAGCUCGACCCGCAAACACAACGUCGCGCUCAAUCUCGUUCUUUUUUUUGUUUUUCGUCCACAUUCUCGCUACACCCACGCUCUUUGUUAUUGUUGUCGUUGUUGUUUUAAUGUUGUUUUUGUUGAUGUUGUUAGUGCCCCGUGCUCAUCAAUAGAUAAAAAUAAGGGACCAAAGUGCGCGACACAGCCCACAACAUGGAGGCAUAGCGACAGACGGCUAUUCUAAUAACAUACGUGGAACAACAGUUUAGUUGGCUGCCAAUUAAGUCAGAAUAUAAAGUAAAGUAACAAAGGAAAAGAAAAAAAGAAGAAACAGCUGUGGGACAUAAUGACCGUGCUAAGGAUGAGUUCGCCCGAGCACCAGCAGGCCUCCUCGCCGACGACGACGAGUCCCACGGCAGCCCGGCCGGCGUCCCAGCGGCUGAGCUUCUCCGUGGCCGCGCUGCUCGCCGACGACAAGAAGCUCAGCAGCAGGAGCAACAGCAGUAGCAGCGGCGCCGACCGAACGACUCCACCGACGACGGACUGCCCGACGGAUCUGUCGCGCCACCACCUCCACCAGCACCAACAGUUCACCGCCUUCUGCCCAAAGUCACCCGCGAGCUCGUCUCAGGAGGACGACGCGGACGAGGCCGGCAGUCUCGUCGAUGUCGAGGAACUGCAGGAGUCGAGUCCCACGCCCGUCCGGCCCACCCCGGGCUACGUGGCCGGUUUCUCCGCUCUCACGGGCCUACCGGGGAUGCCCUCGGCGGCGGCGGCGGCGGCUGCCGCGGGGAUACACCCGGCCCUCUGGGCUGGACACCAGAACGCCGUCGCUGCGGCCGCGGCUGCUGCGGCUGCCCAGGCUGGCUUCUUCCCGUCGCACUUUACCCAUCACGCCCCGCUCAACGAGAACGGGGAGCCCGCGAAGCUCAAGUGCAACCUGAGGAAGCACAAGCCCAACAGGAAGCCGAGGACGCCCUUCACGACGCAGCAGUUGGUCGCCCUGGAGAAGAAGUUUCGGGAGCGGCAGUACCUGAGCGUCGCCGAGAGGGCCGAGUUCUCCUCGUCGCUCCACCUCACCGAGACACAGGUGAAGAUUUGGUUCCAGAACCGGCGAGCCAAGGCGAAACGGCUGCAAGAGGCCGAGAUCGAGAAGUUGCGGAUGAACGCGGUCAGGCAGCACCACUCGGCCCUGUACGGCGCCCAUCCGGGCCUGCUCGCCUCCGCUGCGCUCUACCCCAUGGGCAUGCUGGCGCAUCCGGGGCUACAGGCGGCGCCUCACCACCCCGGCCAACGGCCCGUACAACAACAGCACCAACAUCCGCCCGCCCGCGACUAAACGGCCCGGCUCAUCAGUGCGCCCAGCCCCUCGUAAAAGACUGUUUCGUCUCCGAUAUAUUUUAUCCCGGGAUCCUGUUCCUCGUUAUAUAAUUGUACAUACUACACGAUAUUUUUGUAAAUACGUCUCUGCGACUCCUAAUAGCUCCUAGUGCGACUCCUACUACAAUUUAUUAUUGUUACUCAUGCUGUACCAUUUAAUGUCACUCGACUUGGAUAUUCUCAUCAUACGAUCAUUUUUCAAUAUUACCAUGAUUAUUGUCGCUACCGCAUCGCACGCGUCAGCCCUCAACUUGUACAUAAUAUAAUUACACAUGUAUAUUGUAUUAUUGGUAAUAAUGGUUAUGACAACGUAUUAUAUAAUAAUAUUAUGUAAAUGUCCUUUAUUGUUGAGAUCCUCGAUACAUGAUGAUGGUGACUGAGAGUUAUGACGGUGCGACAAAGCUCGACGGUAUAGGGCUACCUCCCACACCAUCAACCCCACAUUGUGUGACGCUCCCUCCCCCUCGUUUUUGUAUAAAUGUGUAAACAGCGCAUAGUCAGUAGA
Copidosoma floridanum is the source of this 1877-nucleotide messenger RNA. RefSeq lists its product as uncharacterized. Gene Ontology annotation, biological process: embryonic morphogenesis; regulation of transcription by RNA polymerase II. NCBI's taxonomy places the organism in Eukaryota, Metazoa, Arthropoda, Insecta, Hymenoptera, Encyrtidae. Gene Ontology annotation, molecular function: DNA-binding transcription factor activity, RNA polymerase II-specific; RNA polymerase II transcription regulatory region sequence-specific DNA binding. The record is from RefSeq and is a predicted model, not a curated record. Gene Ontology annotation, cellular component: nucleus.